Molecule: messenger RNA, 1908 nt
Organism: Penicillium oxalicum
Lineage: Eukaryota; Fungi; Ascomycota; Eurotiomycetes; Eurotiales; Aspergillaceae
Product: cytochrome P450
Exons: 4
Coding region: 1-1908 (635 amino acids)
Molecular function (GO): oxidoreductase activity, acting on paired donors, with incorporation or reduction of molecular oxygen; heme binding; monooxygenase activity
Source: RefSeq, a predicted model, not a curated record
AUGUCUCAUUUCACGCUGACCUUCGCCAGCCCUGCGAAAUAUCCGACCAUAGCCGCGGCUGAUCUCAGUGCCCGCUUUCCGAAGAGAAUCGAAGUCGCACCAAAGCCUGGGAGGCCUGUCGAGCAGCGCGUCCAGCCCUCCAUGCGGUGGAUCUCGCGUCAUCGUCGGCGGGUGGGACGGCUGGUCGCGGGUACCUUCGGUGGGAACCUCCGAGAAACAUCAAAGUACCGCGUGCACACAUUUUGGCAGCAGUGGGACAUGCCCAAGUGGGAUGGAGACCAGGAGACGGACGAUGGAGAGUAUCGACCACGUCGAUUCAUCAUGCUCAUCGGGCCGAUGCUCAGUCAACUCACCCUGCAGAGGUUGGCAGUGGAUCUGCUCAGCGUCGCAGGCGUUCUGACCAUCGCCUACAUUCUCUACAAUCGACUUGUUCAUCCUCUUCGCCACAUCCCCGGUCCCUUCUGGGCCACCAUCACCCCAUGGGUCCAACUCUACCACGGCCUCAAAGGUGAUCGUCAUCUCUGGCUGCAUCGCCUUCAUCAACAGUACGGCACUCAUGUCCGCGUCGCACCCAACUUUGUCUCGGUCAAUACCGACCGCGGUCUUCACGACAUCUACGGCCACGGUAAGCGUCUCCAAAAGGCCGAUUUCUACAACGCCUUCCCCGCGAUCAAGGGAGUGUACAACACCCACAAUGCCAUCGACAAGACCAUGCAUGGACGCAAGCGUCGUGUCCUGAGCCAGGCCUUCUCCGAGGCCGCCCUUAAGGGUAUGGAGGAUGUCAUGCUGUUGCAUGUCCGACAGCUUUGUGCCGAAUUGGCUGGUGAAGGGGGCACCCAGACCGGAGAGAGCCAAGGUGUGGUGCGGAAUAUGGGCAACUGGUUCAGCUACCUGUCGUACGAUGUCAUGGGCGAACUCUGUUUCGGUAAGAGCUUCGACAUGCUCGUCGCUGAGGGCAAGAGACAUAUGAUCGGUCUGGUGGAUCGGGCGGCCAAUCGUCACUAUGUGUGCGGACUAUGGAUGCCUCUCGAUCGAUGGCACCUGGACCAGAUCUUCAUUCGCAAACUGACCCAGGACCGCUGGAACUUCAUCAUGAACUCGCGCGUGGAAGCCAACAAGCGCGCCCAGGAGCGUGCCAUGGCCGGCCGUGAGGCCAAAAAGGACUUCUUCUACUACCUGCUGAAUGCCAAAGACCCGGAAACCGGCAAAGGUCUGACCACCCCGGAGCUCUGGGGUGAAGCCAACGUCCUGAUGAUCGCCGGGAGCGACACCACCUCGACCACGCUCGCGGCGACCCUCUUCUAUCUCGUCCGCACGCCCGAGGCCCUGGCCAAGUUGACCAAGGAAGUCCGCAAUGCCUUUUCCUCCGUCGAAGAGAUCGCCAGCGGCAGCAAGCUGAACGAGCUGGUCUUCCUCAAGGCCUGCAUUGACGAGGCCCUCCGUCUGGCACCCGCGGUUCCGGGAGCACCUCCACGCGAGGUGAUGCAAGGCGGCGCGAUGGUGGAUGGCGUCUUCCUGCCUGCCGGCACCGACUGUGGCACACCCACCUACUCCAUUCACCGACAGCCCCAGUACUACCGCGAGCCCGAGACGUACAUCCCCGAGCGCUGGAUCGAGGGCGCAACAUGCAAGGUUGGCGGCGUCGCCUGGACCAGCACCAAAGAGGACAUCGAGACCGCGCGGCGGGCAUUCUGUCCAUUCAGCAUUGGACCGCGGGGAUGUAUCGGCAAGAGUAUGGCGUUCAUGGAGAUGCGCCUGACGCUGGCCCGUCUUGUCUUCCUGUUCGAUAUGUCCCUGGCCGACCGCGAAGGUGAAGAUGCCAACGGCCAUUUGGCCCUGAUUGACCACUUCACCAGUGCGAAGAAUGGUCCUAAUGUAGAGUUUCAAAAAGUGCUGCCGGGAGUAUGA